ACAGUUGUUGUAUAAAUGUUAAAUUUGAGUAUUUUUACAGGCUUGCGUACACCAAAAGAUGGCUUACGUCGUCUCCUUCAAAUGGAAGAGUCAAAAGGCAUAUGGACACAAAAAAUGCAAAUGAGACUUGAUAAGAAAUGGGUUAUUAUUAUUGAUAAUGAAAAUGGAGAUAUUGUUGAAAGAUUUCCUAUGUCACUCAUAAGUGAUCCAAUUGCUUACACAAGUGAUGAUCCAAGAGAACUAUAUAACAACAUUCUUAUUUUUAUUGUAAAAGGAGAUCCAAAGAACAAGAAUCAUUCUCCAUCUGAAAUGCAUAUAUUUCAAUGUGCACGUGUUAAAGCACAUGAAAUAGUUGAUGAAAUGAAGAUGUUUAUGAGUGGCAAAUGGAAAAGAGGAUACAAAGAGAAUUCUCAUCACAUACCUCCUCCACCUGUUAAUCCACCACCUGAUCCUCCUGCAAAUGGAAUUAAUGUUAAAGAACAAGUUAAUAUGUUUAAUGCUAAUACUACAGGCUCACCAAGACAUAGUGCAUUGCAUCAGUCACAAAGUGGUUCUCAACCAAGAAUAGAUGGUAUGGAAAGGACAACAAGUUAUGGAAGAGAAUCAAAUGAUGAAACUAGCUCUACUGGUAGUGAUAAAUAUGAAAAAGAUGUUGCAAUAUUAAAUCAUUGUUUUGAUGACAUUGAGAGGUUUAUUGCUCGACUACAGCAUGCAGCAGCAGCUUUUAAAGAAUUAGAAAGAAGAAGAAAAAGUCGCAAAAACAAGAAAAAAGACAUGGGAGAUGGUAUGUUAAGUAUGAGAGCAAAACCACCUCCAGAAAGACAUUUUGUUGAUAUUCUUCAAAAAUUCAAGCUGUCAUUCAAUUUAUUAGCUAAGCUGAAGAGCCAUAUUCAUGAUCCUAAUGCCCCAGAACUUGUUCAUUUUUUAUUUACUCCUCUUGCACUUAUUGUUGAUGCUGCAAAAGAUUCAAAUUACAGUUCAAAUUUACCAGCAAGAGUUGUUACACCUUUACUAACAAGAGAAGCAGUCGACCUCUUAAUGAAUUGUUGUACAUCUAAAGAAACAGAUCUCUGGAAUAGUCUUGGUGAUGCUUGGCUCAUACCAAGAGAUCAAUGGAAAGGAUAUGAAGGAAAUUACCAUCCUAUAUUCUCAGAUGGUUGGGCACCUGAAUAUCCAUUUUCAGAGGAUAGAGAACGAGCUGAAAUAACAGCUGCAGCUGCUGCAUCUGCUGCUCAGAGAUUUAGAAGAGAUGAAAUUCGGCAAGCUCAAGAAGAGGCUGAAUUAAGAGAGAGAGAAUAUCAUCGAGUCUCUUCACAUGAUAGAGACAGUCGAUAUGGUAGCGAAUAUUAUUACAGCAGUGAGUGUGGAGAACGAGAAAGGUCAGGAUCACCUGCUGUUCCUUCAGAACAGAUGCCAUAUCAUCAGGGAUACGAUAAUCGACAAUAUGAUUCACGUCGUAUAGAAAUACCAAGAAGAGAUGUGUAUGCUGAAAGGGGAGCGUCACCAUCUCCUCUUUUAGGAAGAGAAUAUCAUGAUAGAGAUGCUCGCUCAGAAUUAAGUGCUGAUUCUGACCAAGUUCCAUCACAUCUUGAUCCAUACCGGCAAUAUGAUAGACAUCAGCAGUGGUUAGAUGACUUAAGAAUGCAAGGAGCAAAGAUUGUGCAAGUAAUGUAUCCAAGAACAGCUAAUAAUGAUAAAGAAUUAACAAUUGUUAGAGGAGAAUGCUUGGAGGUUUUAGAUGACAGUAGAAAAUGGUGGAAAGCAAGAAAUAUUCGUGGACAGAUUGGUCAUGUUCCUCAUACAAUAGUAACACCAUAUACAGGAGGUGUUGUUGAAGAUGAUGUUUUUAAUAAUCCAUUAUAUGCAACUAGAGGAGGAAGAGAUUAUUACAGUCCUAGUGGUUCUCCAGUUGGAAGAGAGUGCCUUGUUUCUGGACCUGCUCCACGAGAACAUUUUCCAAAUCAGUCACCUAAUCAGAUGCCUCCAUCAGGAACUGGUGAUUGGGUUCGUAGAGAACGGCAAGGGAAGAAAGAAUCACCAAGUGUAUCCAGCAGUUUAGAGGAAGCAGCUGUUUCAGCUAGAUCUGCAUCACCAGCAGAAGGAAGAACAAAAACUUCAAAUGGACCAGCAUCUCCUAAAAUUACUGCUGUUCAGUGCCCUCCACCUCCUCCACCACCUCUUCCAACAGAGAAAAGUAAGAUUUUUUCACUUAUAAUAAAUGAUGAUAAAAGUUUAUUCUUAGUUAUUGCAUAUUUAACUUAUUCAAUAUUUAAUACAUAGAGGUAAAAUUAACAG
Molecule: messenger RNA, 2295 nt
Organism: Centruroides sculpturatus (bark scorpion)
Lineage: Eukaryota; Metazoa; Arthropoda; Arachnida; Scorpiones; Buthidae
Product: epidermal growth factor receptor kinase substrate 8-like protein 2
Exons: 15
Coding region: 16-2280 (754 amino acids)
Biological process (GO): regulation of Rho protein signal transduction; Rho protein signal transduction
Cellular component (GO): plasma membrane
Molecular function (GO): actin binding
Source: RefSeq, a predicted model, not a curated record